AACGAAGAGCCCGUGAAAGCACCAAAACCUCGUCCUACUUAUGGCAACACCUCCAAACGCAAAUGAAAAACUGCACUUGCGAAGUAAGCCAAAAAACCCGCACCGACUUUGAAUGGACCAAAUGCGAAAGCUGCGGCAAACACUUAGACGCUGCUCGCAAAAAAAGACGAAAAGAAAAGAGUUCAACCGCUACCGCCGAGUGGGAAGGCUGGAUUAAACCUUUAAAAAUAGAUUUUACCACUCCUACUCCAUAG
Racocetra persica is the source of this 254-nucleotide messenger RNA. The record is from the annotation of a GenBank genome assembly. Lineage: Eukaryota; Fungi; Glomeromycota; Glomeromycetes; Diversisporales; Gigasporaceae.